AUGCCACUGGAUACCUCUACGUACUCUCUGGCGCUUUUGCGCGUAGACGGCCGCCGCUGGAACGAGCUCCGUCGCCUGCACGCCCUCAUCCGCACGCAGGAUGCUGCUGAUGGCUCCUCGUACCUCGAGAUGGGCCACACCAAGGUCAUGUGCGUCGUGUCCGGACCUUCGGAGCAGCAGCAAAACCAGAAGCGAGGCGGACAGGCCAAUGCAUCCCGCGACGGAGCGACUGUCAAUGUCAACAUCAUCAUCGCUGGCUUCUCCAGCGUAGAUCGCAAGAAGCGCGGCCGCAACGACAAGCGCAUACAAGAGAUGGAAAUCACCAUUGCCAAAGCUCUGUCGUCCAACCUCCACACCCACAUCUUCCCCCACUCGAGCAUUUCGAUAUCUCUCCACGUCCUGUCGCAGGACGGAUCGCUACUCGCGGCCCUGCUCAACGCCACUACACUCGCCCUGAUCGACGCCGGCAUCCCCAUGAACGACUACAUCGCCGCUUGUACAGCUGGCUCGACAUCGUCCUUUGCUGCCGGCGAUGACUUGGCCGACCCGCUCCUCGACCUGAACAACCAAGAAGAGCAGGAACUCCCCUAUCUCACUGUGGCCACGCUGGGCGACAGUGACCGAAUCGCCGUGCUGGCGUGCGAGAGCCGGGUUCAAGUCAGCCGCUUUCAAGGCAUGUUGGUUGUCGGAAUUGACGGGUGCAAGCAGGUCAAGAAGUUUUUGGACAGCGUCGUCAAGACAAAGGGCGGUAGAAUGAUUCGCGAAGGGGCCAUACAAAAGAGCGACACCAUGGUCAUGGACUUGGACGACUAA
Molecule: messenger RNA, 813 nt
Organism: Beauveria bassiana ARSEF 2860
Lineage: Eukaryota; Fungi; Ascomycota; Sordariomycetes; Hypocreales; Cordycipitaceae
Product: 3' exoribonuclease family protein
Exons: 2
Coding region: 1-813 (270 amino acids)
Biological process (GO): U4 snRNA 3'-end processing; rRNA catabolic process; nuclear mRNA surveillance
Cellular component (GO): nuclear exosome (RNase complex); nucleolus; cytoplasmic exosome (RNase complex)
Source: RefSeq, a predicted model, not a curated record